Messenger RNA from Exophiala aquamarina CBS 119918, 1050 nucleotides. Its product is annotated as uracil-DNA glycosylase. Gene Ontology annotation, molecular function: uracil DNA N-glycosylase activity. Bases 1 to 1050 code for a protein of 349 amino acids. Gene Ontology annotation, biological process: base-excision repair, AP site formation via deaminated base removal; base-excision repair. The transcript is spliced from 2 exons. NCBI's taxonomy places the organism in Eukaryota, Fungi, Ascomycota, Eurotiomycetes, Chaetothyriales, Herpotrichiellaceae. The record is from RefSeq and is a predicted model, not a curated record. Gene Ontology annotation, cellular component: nucleus; mitochondrion.
AUGUCUCUCAAACGCAAAGAUAAUACAACGCAUGAAAAUGAAGAUGCAAAGAAGCUCAAGAAGAAUGGCGACUUGACUUCGUUCUUCAAAGCGCCAAAAGUUCAAUCGAUUCUAGCCCCAGCGGAACCUACGGCGAAAUUUGACAAGGAUAAAUGGGUGGCCAGCUUGACCGCUGAGCAGAAGCAACUCCUGAAGCUCGAAAUUGAUACCCUCGACCCUAGUUGGUUGAGUGUACUGAAAGAAGAGCUCGUGGGUCGGGAAUUCCUGGAACUUAAGCGUUUUCUCGCGAAGGAAGUUAAGACGCAGACAAUCUAUCCUCCCAUGGCAGAUGUCUACAGCUGGUCUCGCCAUUGCCCUCUGAACAAAGUCCGAGUGGUUAUCCUCGGCCAGGACCCAUACCAUGGCCCCAGACAAGCCCAUGGACUCUGCUUCUCCGUCCUCCCGCCAGAGCCUGCGCCACCCUCGUUGGGCAACAUCUACAAAGCGAUUGCCAACGACUACCCUUCAUUCAAGCCACCACCGAAGAAAGGAGGCCUCCUGACUCCCUGGGCCGAUCAAGGCGUGCUUCUGCUCAACACUUGCCUAACCGUCCGCGCGAGAAAUGCGGGUUCACACCAGAACCAAGGCUGGGAAAGAUUUACACAGAAAGUCAUCGACACCGUCGUCAAAGUCCGCACGAACGGUGUAGUCUUCCUGGCCUGGGGCUCACCCGCGCAAAAGAGAUGCGACAGGAUAACUGGCCCCAGGCACCUGGUGCUGAAGAGCGUCCACCCUAGCCCGUUGAGUGCACACAAGCCUCCGGGCUUCUUCAACAACAAGCACUUCCGCAAGGCCAACGACUGGCUGGAGGAACGGUAUGGAAAAGAUGGUCCGAUCAACUGGAAUCUCGACAUUUCACACCCCGUCAAGCCUCCCGGCAACGUGCUCGAUGGUCAAGCCAAACCAACAGAAGAAGAAUUCCCGGGCGUUGAUGACGAGGAUGACAUCGAGGCAUUAGAGGAAAUCGCCAAACUGGAAGCUGAGGGGAAGGCUGGCAAUGGAACUCUGUAA